Molecule: messenger RNA, 5322 nt
Organism: Onychostoma macrolepis
Lineage: Eukaryota; Metazoa; Chordata; Actinopteri; Cypriniformes; Cyprinidae
Gene: nrg2b
Product: neuregulin 2b
Exons: 11
Coding region: 899-3028 (709 amino acids)
Biological process (GO): intracellular signal transduction; nervous system development; animal organ development
Molecular function (GO): signaling receptor binding
Source: RefSeq, a predicted model, not a curated record
GCGGAUCGCUUUUUGGGGCAAAAUGGUGAAUGUGACCUGAAUGCGGAUUGUUCUCGAGUAGAAAAUCACGGCAAACGCACUUUUCACCAGGCAUCGAUUGCAUUUCCAGCUGCUUUUCGCAGCGUUAGUCAUCGCGUCAGCGGUCUGCCGCGGUGGCCCGACUGCUGUUUCUCUAUUAGUUGAUGUCGCGCGGCGUAUUAACACAAUUUACGCACAUUUACGCCAGCAGGUCGCCUUCUUUCGAGGGAUUUCUUUCUACGGCUGCCUGGUCGGUCGGACGCUUCCGUGUCAUUAGUGCACAUUUGCGCCAGAACUUCCAGCAGACGGCUGAGAUCUGCUCACGUAAAAGCCGCUGAGCGGAGUGCGCGCGCUUGUUGCAUCGCCCAGCCGAACAGCAGCGCGUCGUUUGCGCGGCGGAGCGCGUCUUUGGAGCUUUUUCGCAUCUCCGCCGCUUUUGUGUGCACGAGCGAGGCGUCUUUCUGCCCGUCCGCGCGAUGUUGAUGAUGGUGAUGGUGAUGAUGACAUUGGCUGGAUAGAUAGAUAGCUAGCUAGAGAGAGAAAGCGAGAGGUAGUGAGAGAGGGAGAGAGAGAGAGAGAGCGAGAGAGAGAGAGAGCGCGCGAGGAGCGUCUUGCAGCAAAGGAGCGUCAUUUAUGCAUGCAUGCUUAUUGAGUUUGGGGAUUGUGCUUUGAAGGAGAAUGCAGCAGCCCAGCAGUGACCGGGGCUGAUUCCGGUUCCUCAGCGGCUGGUGUUUCCCCGUCACCAAGUGCAUGGGGAAAGCGGCACACGCAGAUGGCAUGGACACUUGCGCAAGCCCAUUCGCACUCAGUCCCCCAGCACCUUCUGCCCCGAGAGCACUGCAGCAGCGCCGCCGGCCGCCCCUGAGCCACAGCAGACGGCAUGAGGAGGCUUGAUCCGGUGCAUUUCUCCAUGCUCGUCAUCGGGGUCUCCUUCGCCUGCUACGCCCCGAGUUUGGAUUCGCUGCAGGACCAGGCUUACCGAUCGGCCGUGGUGAUCGAAGGCGAGGUGAGCUCGCUUCCCGAGAACGUCUCCGUGGAGCCCUACAGUGUGAAUGUCAAAGUGCUGGACGUGUGGCCGGUGAACAGCGGCGGGCUGGAGCGCGAGCAGCUCGUCACCGUCGGGGAAUUCGGCUCCGAGGCUCCGUGCGUGGCGGUGGAGAAGCACCACAGAUAUAUCUUUUUCAUGGACCCUACGGAGGAGCCUUUAGUAUUCAAAGCGUCGUUUGCUCCUCUGGACAGCACUGAGAAGACCCUCAAGAAAGAUGUGGAGAGCAUAUUGUGUGAAGACUGCGCAUCAUCUCCGAAGGUGAAGCCCAUGGAUUCUCAGUGGCUCCUGGAAGGUAAAAAGUUGACACUCAAGUGUGAAGCUGUGGGCAACCCGAGCCCCUCCUUCAACUGGUACAAAGAUGGCAGCCAGCUCCGCAAGAGGAAAGACGUCAAAAUCAAAUCCAACAAGAAAAACUCAAAGCUUCACAUCAGCAGAGUGAGACUAGAGGAUUCUGGGAACUACACCUGUGUGGCAGAGAACUCGCUGGGCAGAGAAAACGCCACCAGCUACGUCAGCGUCCAAAGCAUAACCACUACAUUGUCUCCGGGCUCAAGUCAUGCCAGGAAGUGCAAUGAAACCGAGAAGACAUACUGCGUUAACGGUGGAGACUGUUAUUUCAUACAUGGUAUAAAUCAGCUGUCCUGCAAGUGUCCAAAUGACUAUACCGGUGAACGCUGUCAAACCUCCGUUAUGGCCGGUUUCUACAAGCAUCUUGGAAUUGAAAUCAUGGAGGCUGAGGAGCUGUACCAAAAACGUGUGCUGACGAUAACGGGCAUCUGCGUGGCACUGCUGGUGGUUGGCAUCGUGUGUGUGGUGGCAUACUGCAAAACCAAGAAACAAAGAAAGAAGUUGCAUAACCACCUGCACCAGAACAUGUGUGCGGAGCAUCCGAACCGCAUGCUGGCCAACGGACCCAACCAUCCCGGCCCCGGCCCUGAGGAAAUCCCCAUGGUGGAUUAUAUAUCUAAGAAUGUCCCAGCAACUGAGCGAGUAGUACGACACGGAACAGAGACAUCAGGCAAUUUCUCGGGCAGCCGAAUGUCGUCACGAUCCCACCACACCUCCACAGCUUCUCACGCUUCCAGUCACCGGCACGAGGAGCGCACAUGGAGUAUGGAGCGGACAGACAGCAUGCAUUCUGACUGCCUGUCGGGGGCGCUCUCUUCCUCUGUUGGCACCAGUAAAUGCAGCAGCCCGGCGUGUAUGGAGGCCCGUGCCCGCCGAGCAGCAUACUAUGGGUAUCCUGACACUACACAGUGCCCCCUACAGUACGGAGACUCUUACGACUCCCUGCGGGACUCACCUCACAGUGACAGGUACGUGUCUGCUCUGACCACACCGGCGCGCCUAUCUCCGGUGGACUUUCACUCCUCACUGCCCCCGCAGGUGCCUACCUUUCAGAUCACCACGCCCAACGCCAGCCAUGCCCUCUCCCUGCCGCCCGCCGCCUCGGCCAUCGCCAUGGCAGCCUACACGCCCGACGACGACCAGCCCCUCCUGCACCGCUACCGGCGAUCCCGACGCCCGUAUUACGCGGCGGAGAGCACGGGCUCCCUUCCGUCCAGCCCGUACCGCUUCGUGGACGAUGAGGAUUACGAGACCACGCAGGAGUACAUGUCCUCCCGAGAGCAGCCGAAGAAGAGCAGCAACGGCCACCGUUGGCGCAGGAGGUCGCGGCUCAACGGCCACGUGUCGCAGCGCACGCCGGGCCCCAGGAACUACAGCUCUCAAAGCUGCCUGUCGGACAGCGAGUGGGAGGACGAUGAGGUCGGCGACCUCGGCCACGGCGAGAGCACGCCGUUUCUCAGUAUGCAGAACAUGAACGCCACUGAACCGGCCACCAUCUACCGACCCAACGACACGCGGACUUUCACCAACACGGGACGCUCGGGCUCCCGGGGAAACGUGCAGGCCAACAAACUGUCGCAGUCACGGUCCAGAACGGACAAUGCACCCCUUUAAAAAAGAACGACGAGAGCAAGGACGAACGAACUUGCGUAGGCGCGAAAAACAAAUGAUAUGCUAUAGACCUGCACCUAUGAGAAAUAUUUUUUAUUUUAUAUAACAGACAGAUAUUCUAAACAAAUGAAAUAUUUAUUUUCAUUUCAGCAAAAAUUGUCUACUAGCUAGCAGCAAAGACUUUUUUUAUAGGGGGAAAACUAUUUAUAUGUAAUUCCUUUUUUUGAUUUACAGCAUUACGAAGAAGAAUUACGUGCCAAUUUUUUCACGAGUUAGAAAUAGAAUAAUAUUGUGGUGCCUUUUGCUGUUUGCCGACGAGGGAGGUUCAGUUGAAGUUUUGUAGCCUUUCUUAAAAACAGACUCUUGGGUUUUAUAGACAUGUUUUUCUGUUUUUUCUUCGUUCGUUUGUUUCGUUUGUUCAGGAUCUCCCCAUUUGAACUGUGAUAUUAUUCAGACACCAUGCAAUAUCGAAUCACUUCUGUGUAAGGUGUUUGUUUACAUGACUAGGAUUCACGCGCACACAUAACCGACGUUAAAUUGCAUCGGAUGCCGAAUCGUUCGCGCAUCUGAGCGCCGUUUGCGUUCGUCUUUGGUUUCUACGUUCGACGUUUUCCUUUCUCUCAACUGGUUGUCGCAUAUUGUUUCCAUUGAAACAGAGGUACGCAGGAGUUCACAGGGCAUGACGCUGGGUCGCAGUAUCGGCCCUGGUGUUCAGGGUUUUCAAAACGGUGGUCUGUGCGUCCAAUGAAUGUGUUUACACUUCUGUCCGUGUGCGUGAGAGUAUCGUUGAACCUCAGUGUAUACGUACGUGUCUUUGUGUAUGCAGUUUCGUGCGAGAACGCGUUUCGUUCGUGCGUUCGCGUUGUGUUCGUCUUCAGGUUAGCGUUUCGAGCGCGUGUGCGUGUUGUGAGUUUCGACGUGCGCCUGUGUGUGUAUACGUAUGCUUGUACUCUUUUUAGGAUGUUGGCUUUGUCGAAAGGGAGCUCUGGGUUAACGCUAAAGGGUUAAACCGGACCCCCUAGUGGUGACACGAGCUCAUUGCACUGUAACCUUCCUUCCUUGUGUAGUCAUUGGCCUGCGGAGGAACCAAUCCAGCCUGAUUCUAGCCUACACGGACCUACAUCUCUCUCCCACACGUUCUCAUUCCUAUGCCAGCAGCUUUAAGCCGCACUGUGUCUCAGGACUUUUCAUCGAAAACUGCAUUGCCCAUAAAACAGAUCCAUUACUGCCCUUCGUGUCUGCGUCAAGCUGGGAAGACGAUGAAGAACGAUACGACCAGAUGUGUUUAUCUGCGAAUGCUCCAUGUUUUGUUGGCUUUCCUUCGUUUUGGUUCAGUGGGGUCGUUCCCAGUCCGUGCUCUCUUUUUUUUUUGACACAUCUGUAUGCAAGUUGGAGACUUGCUCGAAGCAAUGCGUGUUCGGCUACUAGACGUGCUACUUUAGGUGGAUUCUAAAGUGUAAACCCCUACUUCCAGAGCCCAGCAACCUACAACUACAUUUGAAAAGACAAACCCGCCACCCGCACACUUACACUUAGACACACAUGCAAAUGCACACACUUACACACACACACACACACACACAGACACACAUGCUCAAGAUUCAUUCUGUGUGCACACAGUUGUUUAAAGCACCGCUCGUCUCACCGAUUGAUUUUCUUCCUGUCUUUCUCUCUCUGUUUCUUCUGUUCUUCCUCUCUGCCUGUGAAGGCGUCCCUCCCUCUGCAUGUUCUAGUGGUUCAGAUAGAUGGGUGCAUGGUAACCGCAGCAACUGAGUCGUAUUCACACGGUGAAAGUGUAGUUUUCAUUUGACAUUCAGCAAUAAAUCCCCUUUUUUCAUGUUCAUUCUUGACUUGGAAUAUGCUAGAAAUUUUUGCAAGUUUUCUCAAAAAAUAGUACUUGUAAAAAAAUAAAAUAAAAUCAAACCACUUGUUCAUAUGGAAAAAAAUAAAUCUUAAUUCCUACCAUUUUAAAAAAUGAAUUCAUCAGGAUGUAUGUCUGUUUCUUGGAGUGAUAUAUGUGUCAAUAGUUUAUUCGUUCUUUGACAGAACUUUGAGUUGUAUCAAGGAUGCAACCAAAUGUUAAUGGGGACUGGAGGUAAAAACUUAACAACUGGCCUUUGAAAAACUUCUAUUGAUCAACAACUCAUUUUAAUAUCAUAAUGUUCUCUGUCUCUAUGGUGUGUACAGGUCUGGAUAAUAUUUUGAGGAAUCAAAUUUUCAUCAAAUUUUAGAGAUAAAAGUGCUUGAAAAGUACUGUGAAGUCCUCUGUCCAAAACACUUUACAUUAAGGCCACAUU